Messenger RNA from Epinephelus fuscoguttatus (brown-marbled grouper), 3439 nucleotides. RefSeq names its product Hermansky-Pudlak syndrome 3 protein-like. Gene Ontology annotation, biological process: organelle organization. Gene Ontology annotation, cellular component: cytoplasm. The coding region runs from base 2450 to 3379 and encodes 309 amino acids. NCBI's taxonomy places the organism in Eukaryota, Metazoa, Chordata, Actinopteri, Perciformes, Serranidae. The record is from RefSeq and is a predicted model, not a curated record. The transcript has 6 exons.
UUCUAGCCCCUCUCAUCCAUCCCUCCAGCCUUCGGGCCGGGCCUACACUGGCCUGGCCUCCUAAACCACAUUUAGUUCACCCACCACACAUUCCACAGUUUUAACGCACCACAUAUACAUUCACUCUUCGAGGUACAGACCACUGAUGGAUUGGGGGGCUUCAUGAUGGGGCAGGCUAUGGGACAGUGGUGUCCUGUAGCCCUCCAUACUGUCCCCCGGCCCAUCCUUAUCUGUCCUCCAAUUUUAAAGCACCACACACACCUACAUCUUCGGGGGACAGAUGGGAACAGGUUCCAGGUGCCUUAAGGCCGCACGGGCUGCAGGACAGCAGUGUGCUGUAGCCUUGCCCCCACCUGUCUCCUAUGUCCCUCAAUUUUAAUGCACCACAUCACAUUUAUGGGCACUCACAUUUACACUCACAGUGUAGGGUUAAUGUUUCUCCGUCAGGGAUCGGAGAAUCAUAGAGGGGGGGUGGUGGGUUUAGACACACUGUAGAUACACAUGGCAUGGCUCGUGGGGCCCGGCCCUCCUGGGCUGAGGGUUGGAGCCAGGGAGCCCAUUUACAUCAUGGUAGGUGUCGCUGGGUUCCCGGUGUCGGGGGGGUCCCGUGGCCCUGUGGCGGGUGGGCCGGGUGGCGCCCUGGGGGCUCUGUGGUUUCCUGCCGGAGUUCUGCCUCCUGACCGGCUGUGGUUUUUGGGCCCUCUGCUAGGGAGUCCCGAUGAGGGAUUGACUGCUCGUGGUGGGCCGCUCUCUUCUGUGUGUUGGUGGUGGACCCUCCUGCCCCGCCCGUCUGGGGUGUGUCUCUGGCUCCCUGGGGGUGCUGGCCAUUGCCACCCCGGGUCCUUGGGCAUGCAUGGUGUCCUGCGGCCUCUGCAGCUCCCUGGGCGUGGGGUCUGGGCGCUCCUGCGGUCUUGGGGUGCCAUAUCCCGCCCGCCUUCCCCCGCAGGGCUGGCCCUAGACCUUGGUGAUGGUUUUCAUAAACACUUCGGGAGGGUUCAAAUACACACAUGCAUGUUCGAUACUUCAGCUCCGUGACGCAUCGCAAAGAACCGAUGAGAUCACUUAAAAGGGGCCCACUUGCUUCUCGAACCUACCACACUGCGCUGGCAACUCUUCUCCACAAUCAGGCUUUCCUCCUCCACCAGGACUCUCACAUUUUUGGUUUUCAGUAGAGACUUCUCUUUUGUUAUUGUUUUUCAGUACAGUAUAGUAGACGUGUAUAUGUUUAUUUUUGAUAAUCUGUAUGGAGCACAACCACCUCAAGGCCACAAUACAUCAGCUACACUGCCUGUUUCUCCUCUGUUUUUUUGUUUGCUUGUUUGUUUGUUUUUUCCUCCUUCUUCUCCGCAUGCACUGUCGCUAUAUAACUCAGGACUUAAGCACCUGCCCCUCAGUCCCCCCUGCUUGUACCUUACUUUCCCCUUGGAACACUUUGGUGUAUCACGGCCCUCUCUGGCUCAUAUUAGGAAGUUUUUCCAAUAAAGGCUGAUAGGCUAGUCUCCAGGGAGGGUGGGUGACGGUCACAACCACACACAGUAUGGGUAUAAAAUACCUGACUGCAAGAUUAACAGUGCAUCAAUCUUCAUAAGAAGCUUACAUCCUGUCGUGGCGCUAAGCUACGAAGACCAAUGCAGACAGGUAGAAAAAAAAAAAAAAAAAGAAAGCGUCUAAAGACUGACUUGUGAGUCUAGGAUUGACCAAGUCAGUGAGGAGAAAAAUGUGGAACAGACACACCCACACACGCAGCCACAGACAGAGUUUUCGUCAUUAUAUAGUGAGAUUAUAGUAUAACUUUUCAAAAACAGUUAUCUUUUAAAUACAAAUAGAAGGCCUCUGAUAGAUGUUUCUAUUUUUUCAUGUAACACCAGUGUGGUGAUGUUUGUAUAGUUUUGUUUGUGUAAAAAAUCCUAAACUUUCCUUUAAUGUUUGCAUUGAACAAUUAUUGAAUAUAGUAUUUCAAAGGAGGAGCAUGGUGCAGAUUUGUAAAGCACAUUAGGAGUUUGCAUUAAAUCAUAUUGGGAUGAUGACUGAUCAGGUUGGAUAUGGCACAGCCAGACAAUGUCUCACUGCGCACCACUGGACACACCUUGUUUUAAACCUCAAAGUGAGAAAUAUUUCAUAGUAAAAUAUUAACUUUAUAUGUUCACCAGUGUUCCAGUGUAGACUACUGAAGGGCGUGAUGAAUACUAAUGCCUAACUUAGAGCCUUAAGUUAAUCAUUUAGACAUUCUGACCUUAUGUCCUGGGUGUUACUAUUAUGCGUAAGUUAUAAAGCUUCAAGACACUUGAUAUUUUGCUCAUGUUUAGACUUGAUGCUUCUUUGAUGAUAGGUCUCCUUUACAAAAAAAUUCCUGAUCUUUCAGGAACAACCAGGCUAAAUAAUUACACAACAUAUAUGAGUCAUUCCUACAGUGUAGAUAAGGACAAAUGUCUGUGUUUGUGUUGUUCAGAUGCUGCUGGUGUACGGGUUCAUUGAGGAGCCGAGGCUGUUGCUGCAUGGCGGAGGUGGAGGUCAGCAUGCACACAUCCGUCCCACAGCAUUGACACGCCAGUUGGCAAAGUCCCAACCAGGACUGCUGGUGGCCGCCAUGGUGGCUUUACAUGAAAACAACAAAGUUCAGCUGGAACAGGCUGAUCACAUAUUCAAGGAGCUGGGCUGUGGGAAUUGCUUACAGGUGGAUUUCUGGGAGGCGAUGCUCAUGGCUUCCUCACAGGACACUGUCAUCCAGGAACUUCUGUUCCGUCUGGCGUCUGUCUACAUCGGCCGACUGGCCAACACCAAAUCAGACACAUACUCCAACAAACCACACACACCCUCAAGACGCAAGUCGCUGAAGAGUGCUGACGAUCUGAUAAACUCAUGCUCUCAUUAUGGUGCUCUGUACCCAUGGCUCACUGUUCUCAAUCCAGCUCACACUACCAGCUCCCAACACCAGGAGGCGCUGUACAAACUGCAGUCCCUCCUGUGUGGUCCGUCCCUGUCUGUGGGCUCCGUCGUGCCCCUGAUGGAGCGUCUGUCAGAGGAAACCUUGUGGGGCUUCAGCCUGCACCUCCUCUGUGCAACCAGAGGGGGGCAGUACGACAGCAGCAUUGAAAAGCUGCUGGAUCGCUGUCCUCAGGCCAUCAUAGCUUACGCCAACCACCAGUUACAAGACAAACAUAUGGCGUUGUGGUGGCAGAAGCUGCUCCCAGAGCUGUGCAACAGGACGAGAGCUGCGACAGAUAACAGCAUUUUACUGGCUGCUCUCAAAGAGACGCUGGUUGUGGUUGCCAUGGAGACAAGCCCCACAGAGUUCCUGGAGCUGAUACCUGACGAUGGCACCGCCUCAUACUUUCUGCCACACCUGUUGACAUGUAGCCAGAGACACCUACUGGCCUGACACACACGCACACACACACACACACACACACACACACACACACACACACACACACACACA